AUGUCCCCACCCCCCUCCUCGACCCGUGCCAGUUUUCGUGGUCGGGUUCGAGGAAAACAUUCCGAGGGAUAUGGUAAGCCCUAUUAUGCGGUAACUGUGACUGCUUUUUUCUCAUCUCUUCCUUCGAAGUCGGGCGAUGCACUAAUUGCCAUGGCCGCCGUCUGCGAGGUGGGCGAAGAGGGAUUCAUCGAGGGAGGGGGCGAGGGAUUCAUUCAAGUGGCGGCGAUUGGGAAGAGUUCUUCCUUUCGGCUUACACAAUGAUGAUGAUGAACAUCUCGGAGCAAGAGGUGAGCGCACAUCAUGUCGCGAGGUGGGGUUUGGUCCCCCGAGGCAAUAUCCGCCUUCAGCCCGAUCAGGUGAAUUCAUUCGAGGCUUUCGGGGAAGGGAUGCCGUCAGCUCAACCCGCUUUUCUCCCCGCGGCACUACCGUUUUCCCGAGGCCAUAAUUGGCUGCCCGCUCUCUUCUGUUAAAUAUUCUCCUUCAGGCUAUUGAAAUCGUGGCAGGCCGGCUGGCGGCGAAGGCAAAAUGA
Molecule: messenger RNA, 529 nt
Organism: Bursaphelenchus xylophilus (pine wood nematode)
Lineage: Eukaryota; Metazoa; Nematoda; Chromadorea; Rhabditida; Aphelenchoididae
Source: the annotation of a GenBank genome assembly